AUGCCUUCUACUGAUGCCCUUCAACCACCUCUCCCUCCUGCGGAGCGCGCCAUUGUCAAAAGUUAUGGCGGGUGGACACAGUUCCUGCUUUCUUUUGGUCUCAAGCCUUGGGACGACGAAGAUGCAGAGGAGGGAAAGAGAAUUCUAGAGGCAUUUGCCGCCGAUUCUGCGGAAGAGGACUCGAACUAG
Penicillium nucicola is the source of this 189-nucleotide messenger RNA. RefSeq lists its product as uncharacterized. The transcript is spliced from 2 exons. The record is from RefSeq and is a predicted model, not a curated record. Lineage: Eukaryota; Fungi; Ascomycota; Eurotiomycetes; Eurotiales; Aspergillaceae. The coding region runs from base 1 to 189 and encodes 62 amino acids.